UGUAUAUUGAACAGUAUAAUAAUAAAAUUUUAAUAACAAGUGCACACGAUCGUGCCCAUACAAACGUAACGCGGCGCCCGCGCACCGGGCGCGGCCUCUGUAUCAACGGCGCAUACUCGAUACUGAUGAUUUAGCGCGUUGAAUCUUCUUCAGCAAAAUCAUAUUUUCUCGAUCUAUCUGUCUUUGUUGAUUUUUUCUCGAAACCGCAGCUGAGGGCAUAGCUCUUCUGGGUGGCUGAUCCCUACCCGGUAUACAAGAUUUCUUACUGUUUCUCGCGCUCAAAAUCUUCGUUAACAGUAUGUGGUUGUGUCGUUCGAUCUCUCGCAACCUUUCAUUUGAAAAGGACAUGUUUAUCCUUCGUGUCGAUGGAACAGAAACCGAUCCAAAAGCAGCACUAGAUCUGCCUGAUACAGAAGCUGGGGCCUUAUGUGACAUAGAAGACUGACUUUUAGAAAGUUUUAUGGAAGACGGCACCAUUAGACCUUUGCUGUUUUCGCUACCAGAUAUAUGUUGUGAUUUGACACUUCGAAUAGAAACUUCCCCAUCGCUCUUAUCUUCCUCUUCAAACUCGUCGGAGUAAGCGUCCUCUUCUUCGACAGAUUUCGUCUUCUCUUCUUCUUGUUCCGAAUCGUAGACGCAUGUCUCUAUGCAGACGUUGGGGGGUCGUUUCACCGCAUCCACGAUGCAGCCCAUUUCUGACAGCUCCUUAGAUAGCUCAUUGAUCUCGUUAUUGUUCUCUUCCUGAUAAUGUUUAGUUUUCGCUCUGUUAGCGUCACCGGAUGAAUACUCUGUGUCAAUGUAGCCGUCGAGUUCUAUAUUGCUUUCUCUGUGUGACAUGGUGCAGUCAAGCGUGCUGUUACAGUAUUGUGAAACGUUGUCUUGUCGAUCUAUUUGGAAGAGCCAGUGUUUUAUUAUAACCUGAUAUUGGAAGCAACUGUUUUUCUGAAUAUAUUUCUCCAAAAUAAAGUGCAAGUCUUUACUGUAAUCAGUAGAAAAUUAUACAGUAAAAAUCAAUAAACACUUAGUGAUAACACAAACAAAUAACGCGCCUUUGGCUCCAUAGUUGCUAAGCUUACGUUCCGUUUCCACCUCAGCAGUAUCCGUUCCACGCAGUUAAAACGAUGAAUAAAAAGUAAUUUGUUAAGUGUUCUGCUUAUAUAAAAUAAAUUAUUAAAUGCAAGCUAUCUAAAUCAUUUUUCUUUCAUAUUGCUUGAGGGAUGUCCAUAGUUGAAUUGCAGGAUAAUUUUAACAGUUUAGAGCAAUAUAUUUAGCAGGCUGUUAGAAACGACAAACGGAACGGAACAAACCCCCGACUUUGACAGACUACGGUCGAUUUUGUUUUGACAUUUGACAUUUCAGUUCAGUGUGAAGUUCAAUCAUUUCAAUUCACAGAAGGAGAAUACUUUUGAUAUAUUAAUACACUGUUGUGAUAAUGAUUUUUCGAUAGAUUCUAAAGUAAUUAGUUAGAUUUAUUAAUUUCGAGUACAAGAUGGUUACUAUUAUAAAGAACCAGCUUCUGAAACAUUUGUCCAGAUUCACAAAGAAUCUUUCGCCUGAACAAAUCUCGCUGUCAGCUCUACGAGGUUCCGGAGAACUGCAUGACCUCACACUUGAUGAGGAUCUAUUGACAGAUCUACUUGAGCUGCCUGGUUGGUUGCGACUGACUUCUGCCAAAUGCAAUCGUGCUUCAUUCAGAAUACAAUGGACCAAACUAAAGACAGUUCCCAUAGUACUGAAUCUAGACGAGGUGCGGAUAGCACUAGAAGUGUGCACGGAGCCCCGUGAAAUGAAUCCAGCGGCUAGCAACUCUAUGCCUGCACCGGGCAAAUAUAGCUACAUACACAAGGUCAUAGAUGGAAUCUCAGUGGCUGUGAAUCAUGUUCAAAUAGACUUCAAUUGUGAUGCUUUCACCAGUAGUGUUCAGAUUUCAAGAGUGACGGUCGAGUCUCGGACGCCGGAGGGCCGAAAAGGAGACCUAAGACUGACUAGAAUCAAAUCGCCUGACACAGGACAGCUACUAAUAUUUAAGGAAUUGGAAUGGCAAAGCGCUAGAAUAGAAGCAAAAGCCCACGGUGCAUCUGCAGCUAAUCUUCCUCCACUGCGAUUGUUGCUUGGCAACACGCAAUGUCGGAUUGUGAUAAAAAAACGACUCUCAGACUGCGCGGUGCUCGGAUCUCGUCUCGCCAUCCGUCCGGAGCCCGUAGCUUGGGCGCUGACCGACGGUCAGCUGCGGGCCGCGCUGGCGUGUGGCGCUGCCUUGGCGGAGCCCGUGCGGCGAGCUACAGCCCAGGCCACUAGAUCUAAGGCGCUGCGGAAGAUAGAAGAGCCUCGUGAACAAAUACAAAGCCGAUCGAGUGGAGGCGAUCGUGACAUCCUAGCGCGAAUGUUCGCCAAACACGACGUGAAGGAGACCUCCUAUCACUUGCUAGCUCCGAGGAUAGACUUGCACCUAUGCGACGACCCUGGAUUGGGAAGAUCUGAGAAACCGUCGCUAGCUUCAGGUGGGGCGUUACAAUUGACGUUAGUGAGCAUGCAAGCAGAUCUGUUCCCCUACCACAAGGCAACCGCAUCUCGGGCCCAUUGGAGGGGCUACAGAGAGGCCGCCACACCCCACAGCCAAUGGCUGUCGCAAUCGCUGUCUUCCUUUUGUGCGAGCCUACUCGAACAUAUGGACCCUAGACCUGUCGCACCUAGUAAUAAGACUCAUACGGAAAAGUCAGAAGCACAGAUGUCCAACGGCAUAAGCCCCCGCCCCGCACCCUCCAACCCCGCAGCUGCCACCACUGCCAAUACUACUUCCCAAGCAUCGCCAACGAGGAAUAAGAUUUUGCAGCAGCUAGGUAAACUGAUGACGACAUGCCUCAUACUUAGGAUAGACGAUUUUACGGUUUACAAGGUAUCGACCGGGUCCAAAGGUCGCGAAUCUCCGCGGCCGUUGGUUUGCGCCGAGAAGGCAACGUUGCCGGGCGACGCGGGCCUACUGCACGCGGAACUAACUUUCUUCUACUACCCGGGCGACGUCUGCUUUCCAGUUCCAUCGCCGAAGCUUUACGUGCAAGUUAGCCCGGUCCGCGUAUACGUAGACGUCGCCAGCGUGAUUUGGCUGGGUGCUUUCUUUCCUCACGUGGCGAGAGCGGGAGUUGAGAGUGAGAAGGGAGAUGCUUCUCUUUUCUAUCUGGACGUACGAGCAGAAGCCAUCAUGCCCAAGAUAGUGUUAGAAGCGGGCCCAGAACACGUGUCCCAACAGCGGGAUCGACCAAGGGAACUGCACAUAUGUACGGCACGAGCUAUGUUAACGAAUGUACGCGAAACCGGGCGGGGGAACUCCGCUGGCACGAGAGCAGAUCUGGCAUCCAUAUUGGCAGCGCUGCGACGAUCAGCGCCACCUAGCGGCCAGUUCCCAUGCUCACCUGAUGACCUAGAUCCCAUACACGAGCAAUUCAUAUUACAUGCGAAUAACUUGGACGACAUCGACCGCGGCACGACCAUAGGUCCGGAGUCAUUAUGGCGGGAAUCGCGUUCUGUUUGGUGCGCACGCGCUGAGCCCAUAUGGGCUGAUUGCGCGGGCGCUCGCGCUACAGGGAGACCGGCGCCUUUACUGGAUGCCGUGCCUCUUACUGCUUGGUUGUGCUUCGACGAAGGCUUCUCUCGCAUAUGGUGCGUGGCCAGAACUUGCGGGUUGACUGGUCUUCAAUUAAACCACUAUCAGAUGCUGUUCCUCUUCAGACAGCUGGAGAGGAUAUCGGAAAUGGCGGCGUGGUUAGCGCACGAUGCUAACAGGCAACCCGAUGCUGAUGAAGGGUCAAUAGUACUGGGUUUGGUUGUCCAAGCAGUGGAACUCACUAUAGUGCUGCCGUCCAGCUGUCCCGGUCAGGAGUCUUCCAGAGACUUGGACAGCGUCCCACUGGAUUCAUCCAGUCUGCAGGACUUGAAACUAGGAUCAGAGUCGACAAUGGCGCCAUCUAUGAUAGACAGAGACAGCGGCGUAUUGGCGAUAAGUUCUGUGGAAGUGUUCACCUCUCAACCGCUGCCAGCGGAAGAAGUACCGCCAAGUCCAGGCCUUAAUUUCGGUGGUUUCUCAUCAAUGCGACGCGGGCUCACGUCUCUAGUGACGUCAAUAGACAGUGCUUUGACCCGCGAUGACGCUCGCAGCGACGCCGCCUCCACCGCCAGCUCCGACAGCGAGAGAUACGUCGUCGUUGGACUAGCUGCCGAGUCGCCCGACGAUGCCGAUGUUGCGUUCAGAGAGUUCGAGCACGGCCGCAUGUCGAGUGGAGUAGAAGUCGCCGCUGAAGUGGUGGAGCGAUCAUCAUCACCCAGCGACCAUUCCGUCACCAGUUCAUGCAGAAGACGCGAUGUGAUAUCAACGUGCACGUUCCGUUUGAACAACAUCCAUAUAGUGCAGCAGAGUAUGGGCGGGUGUUCUCGCCUCCGAUUGGCCGCGGACGGGCUGAGUACGGACGAGUGCGCCGCCAUACCCUGGGACGAGUUCCAGAAUAAAUUCUCGAUGCGGGCGCGAGCGUGGUCAGAGCCCACGGUGGAAGAAGAUGAUGAGUUGAAGACCAGAGAUACGCCGCAGGUGGCCGCCAGACUCACCAGGACUGAGCUGCCAAGGCCUAAUACUGAGAGUGAGACAACUUUGGCGCCUUUCGAAGAACUUUUAGAAGCGCACGUGAAGGAUCUGAGCCUAUCACUCAAUAUGAGCACUUCCCUUGCGUUAGCAGAGUUCAUUGAGGAUGAGGUGAUCGCGCCACCAAUGCCGCUAGAGGUACACAUAGAGAAUUUGAAACUCCACCUCAUAGAAGACCGUCCAACUCGUUCCAUAUCUUCGCCACCACCACAGCCUUUAGACAUUGACCUGUCCACACUACGCCUUACUAGAGAUUCCUCAGGGAUCCUACAUUUAGGCCCGCCUACAAAAAUAAUUACCGAGUCUCCGGGCACACCGAAACUGCUGCCAGAUUUAGACGAAGCCAAAGAGAAGAUAGACAGACUUAGCAAAGAGAACGAAGAACUUAGAAGAAGAUUGGUCACGCUGUCCAGGAUAGCAGAAGACAACAGGGAGCUUAGAGCGAAAAUAGAAGAAGCAUCAGUGUUGCGACAAUGCGCGCACGCAGCCCAAUUAGAGGCAGCCAGCUUGCUCGCGGACAAACAAGAGCUUUUAGAAGCUAUGCGUAUACUAAAGGAACAAAUGGGUUGUCGCAGCAAGAGAUAGCGGUCCCGAGGCGGUCCGCCGCAGGGCUGCCUCGACUGCACGGCCUGCUGCGGCGACCGGCAGACUUAGACGCCCCUAACUCACACCCCUGACUCACUAAACAACUCCAGCCCUAAUAUACGACUUAUCCGAACAAUGAAGGCUUAGUUUUAAACUUUAAUUGGCUACACAGAUUUAUUUAACACUUGAAUAUAGUUAGAAAAGGAUGCCGCUAUAUGAUAUACAAAGCGAUAUCCCUUUCUAACUGUACUCAAGUAAAGAUCAAUACUUAGUUGUCAUUCUGUAAUACGAGCCUAAAAAGCCCGAAAGAGGUUCGAAGGGCCUUGGGGGCGGGGCAGGCGCGCCACAGUUAUGUGUGAGCAAAUACUCAUAACUUGACCAAAACUUGGUUCUGAUUGCAUAGUUGCUCUCGGGUGUGAGCGCUGAUUGGUUCGAUUGUUUGAUGUCGCGUCGUUUGAUUGGCUAUUAUCUAUCAGGUAGAAGUGUAGUAAGGACGAGCCGGCGAUAUUGGUUCCCGUUCAAGCGGUCUAUGGUCACCCUUUUAACCUCUUUCUGUGUUCUGUGCCUUUAACACAAACCAAGCCCUAAUAAUACACCACUUAUCCAAAGAAAAUAACAAAACCAUCUUUUAAAAUAACCAUGGGCUCAGCUACGGGUGAGCAAGUAUGGGCUAAGCCCAUACUAGAAUCCUCUGCCCUCCCCUAAAGUUCGAGUAUUGAAAAAUGUCUCUGCAGUUUAUAAAAUAAUUUGAAAAUUAAUAUUAUUUCAAUGAGACGGCUUAUAUGAUUAUGAUCUGGCUUAAAAAAUUAAGUAGAACGGUCCAUCCGAUAUUGGGUUUCGUACCUACACUCUGGCUUCAACUUUUCACUCUAUUUUGACAAAAUAUGCUCAGAUUAUAGAAAGAAAACGAGCGAGCCUUACAGUAUUCGCGUAUGAUGUGUAACAUUUGA
Messenger RNA from Chilo suppressalis (striped riceborer), 6165 nucleotides. NCBI's taxonomy places the organism in Eukaryota, Metazoa, Arthropoda, Insecta, Lepidoptera, Crambidae. The record is from the annotation of a GenBank genome assembly.